AUGGUAUCGAAAGAAGAGAAGCCCAAAAUCUCAGCGAUGUUUAGCGUUGAAAGUCUUCUUGAGUCGCCAUCUAAGGAUGCCAAAACAGAUGUUUCCAAACAACAACCAGCGACUCCAAAGACACCCAUUAUGAUUUCUACUAUAAAUCCACUGGCAAAUUAUCCAAUGAACUUCGCCUCACCUUUAGAUCCCGUAAUGAUCUAUUUUGCUCAAUCAAGAAUUCCAAUUGUAAGCUCCGACAGCUCUCCAGAAUCAUGCGCUUCAUCGCCAAUGUCAAUUCAAAAUCCAAUUCCAUGGCUCUCAUCUCAACGUGAAGAAUCGCCAACGAGCGAGGAAAAAAUCCAAAUGGGAUUGACUAAAUGCAUGUUGCGCAAACACAAAAAUAAUAGAAAACCACGCACGCCGUUUUCGACUCAGCAAUUGCUUUCAUUAGAACGAAAAUUUCAGCAGAAACAAUAUUUGUCAAUUGCUGAGCGGGCGGAAUUCAGCGCUUCGCUUCAACUCACAGAGACACAAGUCAAAAUUUGGUUCCAGAAUCGUCGAGCCAAGUCAAAACGUCUUCAGGAAGCAGAAGUGGAAAAAGUGAAGUUUGCCCAAGCUAGUGCUUUCGCUGCCGCUGUAGGAACAUCACCAACAGAAGCCUCAAAUUUUCUUGCGUUUUACCCACCACAAUGGUGA
Messenger RNA from Caenorhabditis bovis, 678 nucleotides. NCBI's taxonomy places the organism in Eukaryota, Metazoa, Nematoda, Chromadorea, Rhabditida, Rhabditidae. The record is from the annotation of a GenBank genome assembly.